GAAUGCAUUACCAUUAAUUUUAUUGUCUUUCUCUAAAUUUCGAUGUCCCAUUGAUGCUUCCGUACACACACUUUUAGUAGUUCAACAACAAACGACGACGACAGAUGACUGAAGAAGAGUGUAAAAUUUGAUGAAGGGUACCAAAGACGUCAACUUGGAGGUGGCUUGAUAAACUUAAGUUUCAUCUGUCCAGUUGCAGACCAGCGGCCCGGAAUUCAAAAUGUCAGUCAUCCAUGGAUUGUCUAAUGUCUCAAAAGUGUGUUGGACUUCCAGCUUCACAAAAAACCAACGUAUCUAUAUCAUCUUUGUAAUCAUCGUAACAAUAGAGUUCCUUCCUUGUUCAGUGGCCAACGUGCUGGACAGUGUCAAGUGCAGAGAUCUACAGCUUGGACAAUAUGUGUGUCAAGACCCUGUUAUUGAUGCUACGAUGCAGGCUGCUGUUGGGUGCAGUCCAAACCGCUUAGUCACAGUGAAUUGUAUGCCAGUACCAGGGACAGUGUGUGAUGGAACUGAGCAUAAUGGCACCACAUCAGCCUUUACAAGAGAAGUCCCAUGUAGAUACACGACCGGUUAUAACUACAACACUACUCUCUUGCUGUCGAUAUUUCUUGGAAUGUUUGGUCUGGAUCGACUGUACCUUGGGUACCCAGCCCUGGCACUGCUCAAAUUCUGCACAGUAGGGCUACUCUUCAUCGGCCACUUUCUGGACGUCAUUCUCAUCGCAAUGCAGGUUGUCGGACCAGCAGACGGCUCGGAUUACGUUUUGGAUUACUAUGGACCGGCAUUACACAAAUCCACAAUAGAUAACUACACGUACUACAUGCCAAACACAGACUGAGAACAGAUAGUGUCAUUCCUUCAACUGAAAUAUGAACACAUCGCGGAUAGAAUUCUGCAGUCGCCUGGCAUGUGCAUUUAGACCCUCUUCUGUUGAGGAUGAGACAGGGAAUUCUGCAGUCGCUCGGCUAGACUGGGCCUCGCCGCUAGAUCCAGUGAUUCCAUUGAAUACAAUGAUAUCAUUGGAUACGUGCAGUGACAUGGGCUUUCCAUGCCCAAACAGUACUGCCGCCUGUCGUCGCGUAUCUCUCUAUGUGAAAUGAGGGAGGUCAAAGGUCAAACUACACGCCGGUUUUUGAUGCCGGUCUCUGGCGUUAUUCACGAGCCUCGAAGAAUGACGUCAAAGGUUCAGGCUAUCGCUCAGCGUGUGUAUUUAGGCCCUUGUGUGAUGAGGAUAAGACAGGCCUACACGGCCCUGAAACCCUUUCGAGGACUAGCAACGGGGAAUCGGUUAGCCUGCAGUUAUUUCACUGGUCCAUAUUUUAUAUUAAAGAGGAAUGCACUUCAACACUGAACUAGCCAGCUGGACCAUUUGGAAAGAAUUUUGACUGCGACUGAGGUAUCAUAACUAGCAAUUGGCCAGCAGACCAUUGCUAAUGGAGAACAAGAAUAAACUAUAAAAAAUAGUAAACUUGCAGGUACAUUCAUGUACUAAGUCUCUUUUGAUGGAGUGGGGGCUCUAAAAAGAGUCGGUUUGGUCUUAACAAUUCGAACAGUGUACACUGCUCAUCUCAGGAAAAAGUCGUACCAUGAACACUGGUCGAAGAGGAUUUGUGGAAGCGUUUAAGAUGCUAUUUUUGUUGGCUUAUGUGAGCAGAAAGUACUUGGUGACGAUACAAUAGAUGAAUUGCAAUAGGCCUCAUUGACUGCCAUCUUUGAUGUAAAACAAUGGAAAAACGCAUGCGUGUAUGCGCUCAGCGCGACCCUCAGCCAAUGAUAGCUCUUCACGUGUGAGCAAUUUAUCAAAGAAUUGCAAUCCAUCUAUACCCUCCACUCUGAAUUCUGGGGUGAUAUCACAAAGACCUACGACUGAUCUUAACUGUUGAUCAAUCUUAAAGGCAGUUGACACUAUUGGUAAUUACUCAAAAUAAUUAUUAUAAUGAAACCUUUCUUGAGAAAAUGAGAAAAGCACCUACAUGUAUAGUUUGCACAUUUGAGCUGUUUUGGGAACAAGCACUAUAAAAGAGAAGAUUAAUUUGUCUUUUUUGUGUGGGUAUUUCAAUACUUCAAGCACUUCAAUACUCAAUGGAAAGUUAUUUGUAUUAAUUUGUACUUUUUGUGUGGGUAUUUCAAUACUUCAAGCACUUCAAUACUCAAUGGAAAGUUAUUUGUAUUUAUCAGUUUAAAUUUAAAACCAAUUGCAGUGAGUUGUUAUUAUUUAAAAAACAAAAAACAAGACCUGGUGGUGUUGCAAAGCUUCCCUUGAAAUUAAUAGUUUUGCCUGCAAUUUAUUUUGUGUAGGAAAGUGAUAAAGUCUUUGGUAAUUAAUGUUUCUGUUCAUUUGUUAGAAAAUUUAUCCCUAAAGGUAUAAUAUAAAAGGACAAUAAACUUUUGCAAGUAACAUUGAA
Messenger RNA from Asterias rubens (European starfish), 2405 nucleotides. RefSeq names its product TM2 domain-containing protein CG10795-like. The record is from RefSeq and is a predicted model, not a curated record. Bases 221 to 838 code for a protein of 205 amino acids. NCBI's taxonomy places the organism in Eukaryota, Metazoa, Echinodermata, Asteroidea, Forcipulatida, Asteriidae. The transcript is spliced from 6 exons.